AUGGCUAAGGGCCGGAUCGCAUCUCUUAAACCAAUUACUGUGCCGCGUCUCGAGUUGGAAGCGGCGGUGCUAGCGGUCCGCUUGUCACUUCUGAUAAGACAGGAGCUCCGAAUUCCUAUCUACGCUGUCGACUAUUACACCGAUUCACAGAUUGUACUGCAUCAGCUGCGUUCCCACAAUCCCAAUCGUCCGUCGUUCGUGUGUAAAAGGCGUGACGAAAUCCUUUCCCAUUCUGAAUUAGAUCACUGGUACUUCGUCCGUAGUGAAGACAACCCGGCCGACGAUUGCACUCGCGCUCCUCCACCAAAAGAUUUUGGACCAAACUGUAGGUGGAUCACCGGUCCGUCUUUUCUAUUGGAUCCUAAAUACGUACCAGCACCAUUCAUAUCCCAUACUACGACGCCAGGACACGAUCAAAUUGAACCAAUCAUCAACAUUGGAGAGUUACACCUGGCAACAGUUUAUUCCCAUCCGUUGGCGCCCACUAUCUCUAACCUCAUCUCUCGUGCAACGCAACUGAACGAGUUGAAGCGUGAUGUCGCCCAGUCGAUCCGGUCCGGCUCACCAGCGAACCCAAAUAUGACUGCCGACCACCUGGAGCAGGCCUUCCGCAUAAUUGUGAUGGUUUCCCAAGAAGAAUCGUUUCUGCGAGAGCGCAAGGUGCUCCUUAAAGGAGCAGUGAUUCCCCGCGACUCGACUUUACGACGUGUCGGGCCAUACAUUUGCGAGAAUAACGGUUUACUCAAGGUUGACGGACGAUUGGAACAUGCUGAGCUUCCGGCACGAACUCGACACCCAAUCAUCAUUGCCACUGAUCACCCGCUGACCAAGCUGAUCAUUAAUGAUCGUCAUCUAAAAAUUCAUCACGCGGGUGUCGAGCACACCCUUAGUGUCAUUCGUGAACAAUUCUAUCUCCCCCAAGGACGCAGAGCGAUCCGGCGCACCCUGGCAAGGUGCGAGCCUUGCAAAAUUCAACGUUCGUUGCCGAAACCGCCCCGUAUGGCGAACCUCCCAAAAGAGCGUCUCGAGGCGUUUAUUCGUGUUUUUACUAAUGUUGGCUUAGACUGCUUUGGCCCGUUUAGUGUUGUGAUCGGUAGGCGAUCGAACAAGAGCUACGGCCUCCUUAUCAUGUGUCUUUCCUCCCGCGCCGUUCACCUAGAAGUUCUCGACACUAUGGAUGCCGACUCGUUUAUUAUGGCCCUCCGCCGUUUCGUUUCCAUCCGCGGUUGCCCGAAGGUGAUUUACUCCGAUAAUGGGACUAAUCUGAUGGCAGGAGAGAAGGAGCUCGCGCAAGGAAUUGCGAACCUAAAUUCUGCACGAGUCACGGAAGAGUUCAUUGACCGAGGCAUCGACUGGCGCAAGUCACCACCUUCUGGAUCCCACUUUGGUGGUGUGUGGGAACGACUUAUUGGGUCAAGCAAGGCCGCAAUGCGCGCUAUUCUCCACUCUAGAUCUGUCACUGACGAGGUGCUUCGUACGGUAUUUGCGGAAGUUGCAUCAAUGUUAAACAGUCGGCCUCUCACUCAUGUACACACCGACCCAGCAGAGCCUGAGCCUUUAACGCCAAACCACUUUAUACUCGGUGGCGCCCACCCACACCGUGUACGCAACUGUGAAGAGGCGUUCGACGGUCUGACAAGAAGAAGAUGGAAACAAUCUCAGUUCAUCCUCAAUCAAUUUUGGAGUCGCUGGAUGCAGGAAUAUGUCCCGAGUCUAAUUGGGAGAGAAAAAUGGGAUCAGUCUGCCCGUCCUCUUCGAAUUGGCGACCAAGUUCUUAUUAUGGACGAGAAUGCUAAGCGCGGGGAAUGGCUUACAGGGACGGUCACUAGCGUUCAUCCCAGUAGUGAUGGAGUAGUUCGAAGAGUUACUGUCAAAACCCCUCGCUCUAUACUAACCCGCCCUGUUGUUAAACUCUGUUUUAUUGCAGCUUGGCUUCAGAAUUAA
Messenger RNA from Daphnia magna, 1944 nucleotides. RefSeq lists its product as uncharacterized. The record is from RefSeq and is a predicted model, not a curated record. Bases 1 to 1944 code for a protein of 647 amino acids. Gene Ontology annotation, molecular function: nucleic acid binding. Lineage: Eukaryota; Metazoa; Arthropoda; Branchiopoda; Diplostraca; Daphniidae. The transcript has a single exon. Gene Ontology annotation, biological process: DNA integration.